Messenger RNA from Glycine soja, 1449 nucleotides. Its product is annotated as extracellular ribonuclease-like. The transcript has 8 exons. The coding region runs from base 31 to 939 and encodes 302 amino acids. Gene Ontology annotation, molecular function: nuclease activity. Lineage: Eukaryota; Viridiplantae; Streptophyta; Magnoliopsida; Fabales; Fabaceae. The record is from RefSeq and is a predicted model, not a curated record.
GAAAGUUGUAUUCCGGAUAAUGCAGUGCCUAUGGCUUAUUCAUUCAUUGCAAAUAUGAGGUUAGGCACAUCUGAGCUGAACCCACCCGCAUUCUUUUCAUGCCGGCGGCAUUUCCCCGGAAUACCAACACUCCAACUUCACCCACCCGCAAGACCAACGUCGCCGCGCCGGUGCCGCGAUUGGGUAGCCUAUGCAAGCCGUCAAAAACCGCCGAUUCCAAUUUCUAGUAACAUCGACGAGAGGGCCUUAUGUUUUGAUAUCUUGUGGAGAUGGCUUUCUAGACUUAUCUCCUUUUACUUGCUAUCUCUCAAUCUCGCUGCUGCAGCCUCUGAUUACCCAGCUCCCUCUACUUAUCCCUGUGAGGACAUUAGCCAUUACUAUUCUUCUGUGAAGCAUUUUAGAUUCAGAGGUGAAGCACUCAAAAGACAAUUGAAUAGCAUCGUUGCCCCACAUCAUUCCUUGUCCUACAGAGAGGUGUGGGAUGCCCUCAAGGUUCUUGAUGCUGCUGAUAUUGAUAAUCCAGAAGCUUCAUCUGAAAUAGUUGAAAUAUACUCCUUGAGAGUUGUCCCAAAACGGUUGGCAGGAAAACCGCAGGGAUGGAAUAGGGAACAUCUAUGGCCUCGUUCUUAUGGGCUGACUAAAGGUCCAUCUUUGACUGAUUUACACAAUAUUCGCCCUGCUGAUGUAAAUGUCAAUUCAUCAAGGGGGAACAAGUACUAUGGUGAAUGCAUUACUAGCUCAAGCAAAUGUUUGAGGCCCGCUAACAAGGAAGCUGCUUUGGACACUGAAACAGACAAGGAGAGGUGGGCACCACCUAUGCAGGUUAGAGGGGAUGUAGCAAGGGCAUUAAUGUACAUGGCAGUCUGUUAUGGGUUCCAACAACCAAGGGGAAUUCCAGGCCUUCGCCUCUCAGAUGCCCCAAAUGUUGAUAUAAGGUAAAAAUGAUAUUUACAUCUUACCUGCAGAAAAGAGGGAGAUGGGACUCCUUUCCACUUUAUUAAAAUGGAAUGAAGUUGAUCCACCUUCAAGGGAUGAAAAACUGAGAAAUGAAAGGAUAUGCAAAUUUUAUCAGCACAAUCGGAAUCCAUUUGUCGACCAUCCGGAGUAUGCCAACCUUAUAUGGAAGCAACCUGUUUUUCAUAACAAUAGCCACACUAAUAAUGCCUCACACAAAGAAAAGGAGUUAGGAAUGUCUUAACAGAUAUAUAACCUGUUUGGAUACAAGCUAGAAGAGCUUUUCAAAGCUUUUCUGUUGAAAAUAUAGAACUUUUUCUAUCAAAGAAGCUCUCAAAAACUCUCCUCUCAUGGCUUUGUACCCAUGUAGGCACAUAGUAUCUUAGUCCAGCAUUGCCUUAUGCUAAAUUUAUGUUUGACAUCUCGUAUAACUCAUCUAUUCUUAUUUUACUCAAAUAAUAACAGAGUUAAAAAAAUUAUUUAUCAACAUUUUAA